GUGUGAUCUAUGUAAACACGACACCGCGUUGUGAGCACUAUACCAUUUCAAAAGACGAAUUGAAACUACACAUGGAUCAACAUGGUUUCAAGGUUCCUGUUCUUGAUGAUGCUUUACCUUGGAUAGUACAGAAGACAAACAUUGUCACCAAGUUUCAUGAUUAUUUCUCUUCGUGUUUGUCGAACUUUCAAAGCAAUAUGGAUGUUGAUCGGUGCUUCAAUGAUCUUCUGUAAGUGUUUUCAGUUAAAUUGAUUUAGCAUUUUGCUAAUAUUGUGUCCUCACUUGUUGACAGGUGCAUUUCAUCUGUGUUGGUAUUACAAAAACGCGUAACUUGAAAAAAAGUUGACCCAGGACAAAAUAUUGUUGCCGCGGUGGAAUCAUUCUUACCUACUAUGAAGGAGUUGGAUGCUGGCGAAAUUGGCGAAUCCGAAUUGGCUUGUUCAAUUGUUCAUCCCCUUAUCCAAUCAUUACUUGCAUAUGAAAUGGAUGAGAAGAUGGCUAAAUGUACGAAUACCAUCUUUGAAAUCGGCACGGAUGUAGGACGACGAUCCGAUUAUGAAGUUACCAUCUACGAACAAUACCAACCAUCCUUUCGUACAUGCUUUGGGGAACUGAAGGAUGAAGGAUCAUCAGAUGUAUCGACAAUUAUGGAUUUUUACCGUUUGGGAGUGUUUGCAAAACUGGAGAUCGUCACCAGCAAUUUGACCGGUGUGUUGUGCUUUCAAGCCCUUGGAACAACAAUCACAUUCUAUGCACUAACACACCCUCACCCUCGUAUCUAUACGUUCACUGAACUUGCGACAGUUACCAUACCCAAGGCAAAGAAUGACAUAAUGUCUGUGAUAAGCGCCCUUGAUGACCUCUUCAAAAUUGCCGUAUACCACCGUACAGUAUCGAAGGUCCCCAUGACAAAUGCUCAGCUACCGACGUUGCCAUUUGAAUCUGUACAAGGAAAACGAAAAUCUCUUCCUAUAAAACGACGACAAUCUUUGGGAUCCAUUUCGAACAGGAAAUUGUAACUGUUUUUUAUUUUCUAGUUUUCCAUACCAAUCGUAUCGGUCGCCAUUGGUCGAUCGUAUCAAUAAAAACAAUGCAGUAACAUGUAUUCCUUCUUAUUCUCCUUGUCAAUUCAGGUGUGCUCGUUAAGUGUAUUGAUUGACGGCAAAAGUGCUUUUGACCAAGCUGACUCAAUCCUCGCUUGGUUACUUUUCAUCAAACAUAACCACGAUGAAAUGGACAAACAUGCACAUAUGGAAGGUCGCUAUAUAGUCAUGGAUAAUGCACCC
This is a messenger RNA of Rhizopus microsporus ATCC 52813, 1286 nucleotides long. RefSeq lists its product as uncharacterized. Lineage: Eukaryota; Fungi; Mucoromycota; Mucoromycetes; Mucorales; Rhizopodaceae. The record is from RefSeq and is a predicted model, not a curated record. The transcript has a single exon. Bases 393 to 1019 code for a protein of 208 amino acids.